UCAUGGAUACAUGUUUACACAGAUGGAUCAGCAACCAGCGCGGUUAAAAACGGGGGUGCUGGAGUCUUUAUUACAUACCCAGGCAACCACCGCCACACAAAGUGGAUACCCACUGGUAAAUUCUGUUCCAACUACACAGCAGAGAUUGAUAUUUUGGAAAAAGAAGUGUUGCCUGAUGACUGGACUGAAGGAACAAUAGUCAAAAUCCCCCAAAAAAGAGACUUAACAGACUGCAAUAAUUGGAGGGGAAUUACUCUACUCUCAGUACCAAGCAAAAUGUUUUCUAAAAUCAUCAUAAUGCGGCUUGAAAAAGGAGUUUAUACAUGCCUACGAGUGGAACAAGCAGAAUUCAGAAGACAGGGAUGUGUUAUGUCAUCUCUCCUCUUCAACCUUGUGAUUGAUUGGAUACUAAAGAACACUGUAGACAAGACAUUGAAAGGCAUACGAUGGACUCAAUUCACCAUGCUUGAGGACCUUGAUUGUGCAGAUGAUAUAGCACUUCUAUCAGAUAAACAUGAACAUGUACAAGAAAAAAGUAACAGACUAAACAGCAUAACAGAAAUGGUGGGACUGAGAAUAAAUACAAAGAAAACUAAGAUCAUGACAAACAGUCCAAACCAACAACCAGUGACCAUAAGUAACCAAUCUCUUGAAAAUGUAGAACAUUUCACAUAUCUUGGCACUGUGGUGUCCCUACUGGGAGGGAGAGAGGAAGACAUACAGUCACGUCUGAACAAAGCUAGGGCUGCUUUUGGAAAUAUGAGGCAAAUUUGGAAAUCCAACAGUUACUGCAGAGGAACGAAACGCCGACUCUACAAGAGCAUCUUUUUGCCAGUUCUUCUUUAUGGAGCGGAAUGCUGGAGAAUGACCAAAAAGGAUGCACAAAAGCUGUCCACCUUCCACCACACAUGUCUACGUAGAAUUAUCAAAAUUUUCUGGCCAAAUACAAUCUCAAACACUAAACUACUUCAAGCCACAAACCAAGAAACUUUAGACAGUAUGAUUACCAAGAGAAGAUGGAAAUGGCUUGGCCACGUUAAGAGAAUGACUUCUGAUAUACCUGCCAAAACAGCUCUCACAUGGACACCAGAGGGAAAAAGAAAACAGGGGCGCCCAAAAACAACAUGGAGACGAACGAUGGAAAGUGACCUGAGUGCGGCAUCUUUGACAUGGAAAACUGCACUGAAGAUUGCACAGGACAGGAAAGCAUGGAAAGUCCUCUCUGAAGCCUCAUGUGCCAUUAGGCAUAACGAGAACUGA
Messenger RNA from Candidula unifasciata, 1260 nucleotides. The record is from the annotation of a GenBank genome assembly. Lineage: Eukaryota; Metazoa; Mollusca; Gastropoda; Stylommatophora; Geomitridae.